CAGGAAGUGACGUUCUCAUAGCAUAGUAUCCACGUAGCGCCUGAAGUUCUGACGAGCGCAGUUUUUCAUACGUCAAACAACACUUUGCAAAGCGUUCUUCGGUCGUGCAACUUACGUUAGCAUAAUGGAUCAAGUGAAGAAGCUCACUGAACCAGGACGUCAAUUCGCAAAAGACAGUAUUCGUCUCAUUAAACGGUGCACGAAGCCUGACAGAAAAGAAUUCCAAAAAAUUGCCAUUGCCACUGCCAUCGGUUUUUGCAUAAUGGGAUUCAUAGGAUUUUUUGUCAAAUUAAUCCAUAUUCCAAUCAAUAACAUCAUUGUGGGUUCAUAAGCUCACGUGAAUUAGGUGCAAUUAAGAUUUAAUAUGAUUGUCUCCCUCCUCAUUUUUCCCCCCUAUGUAUUUUUAUUUAUAAGAUAAAAUUAUGUAUUUUGUUUUCAACUGAUUGCGAUUGAGAUAUGAGAAUGUGUGUGUAUAAUAUUAAUAUUGAAUUUUAUAAUAAAAUGAGUGUAUAAUA
Molecule: messenger RNA, 515 nt
Organism: Heterotrigona itama
Lineage: Eukaryota; Metazoa; Arthropoda; Insecta; Hymenoptera; Apidae
Source: the annotation of a GenBank genome assembly